UGCUUGCUGUUCUCUUUUCUGUUUUCCUUUUCCUUUUUGCUUCCUCGCCAUUUUUCCCAGCACCGCUGAAGAUCACCACCUCCAGCGACGCAGCCAGCCCGCCUCACCACCGCUCGCUCCCCGACAGAGGGUGCGCGGGCAACUCCACCCUACAUUCAACCCACAAGCACCAAACACCAAGCACUCGAAAGCAAGUGCCGCGGCCGCAGCAGUCGACGAGCAGCCUGCCAGCAGAACCGCAUCGUCUUGCAGUAGUGAUCACGGACGCGCUUCCCUCAUUUCCGCCACCGAAGAACGGAGCAGAACCGUCGACAACCCGGUACCAGACAAGCACAGCACCAACGACAGGAUGGCUCAGCGCUGGGAUCAGUUGCAGGCCGCUAUCCGGGAGGCGAACCCGCAACCGCUGACAAGCCAAGAGGUGCCGCCCGCUUCAGCGUUUGUGACUUUGCUGAAACGCUUCACACCGCUCAUCGCCCUUGAGGACCUCCUCGGCCAAAUCCCGGAGCAUCUCAAAGACCAGGUGCUUCAGGAGCUGGUCCCCGAUGACGUCGUCAUCACGGUGUUUGGUGAGCGCCCGCCUUCUUCCCUCGAGAACCCGCGAGAGGAGUGUCUGCGCAUACUAACCCGUGCUGAACUCAUCGUACGCUCAGUGAUGUCCAAGCAGUCUGUGAGUACUGCAGCUGCAAAAGCAGUGCUCAACUCGAGCCCACAGCGCCCGACGCCCCCGUCACUGUUUGACCACUUCAACGCCGAGGUGUUCAAACGCAUGGACGUCAGCAGGCUGUUCUGUGAGGCUCGCGGCUGCCAAGAGACGGCAGCGACCGACGAGCUGCAGAACAAGGUCUUCGCGUACCGGUCCAUUAUCGACGAGCGCACGCCGCCUCUGCAAGCUCAGCGCGCUGCUUGGUACCUGCUGGAAACCGCGCAAGACCGGGAGGAAUUGAAGCAGCGACUCGGCUGCCUGAGCAAGGCCAUGUUCCAGACCCUCUUCCCUGGCAAUUCUGCAGCAGAAGCGGCGCUGAAGGACCUGCAGAAGAAACGCGUGAACACGUUUGACAGCAAAGUGUGUCAGCUGCGCAACCCGUCAAAGCGCAAGCCGCAACCACGCUCGCGGCCAUGUGCGCAUGACCUGAUGCAGCAACAAUUGUCGCAGGACCAGCCCGAGUGUGGCACAGCUUCCGCCAGCACUGCCGCCCAACAAUCGACCGACACGUCGUCCAGUGCAUGCAUGCGUGACGAGCCCUUUACGCCAGGGGUGGCCGGCAAGUUGAUGCUCCAGCAAGAAUCGUGGACACCGCCACCACCACCGUCACCACCGCCACCACCGCCACCACAACCACAACAGCAGCCGUCAUCCCUAUGCCAUGGUGGCUCGACACCAGCAACUGCCACCCUUGCUCCAGAUGGGGGCGCGUUUACGUUCACCGACAGCGGGGAGCAACCCAUGUCACGCACGCCUCGUCAUGAAGGUGCUUUGGAGCGUGUGCGCACCCGACCUGUCACACUGACUGGCGAAGACAGUCGUGACCUCUCGCUGGAAUCACGUGUGGAAUUCAUGGCAGGAGGUGCCCAGGACGCCUCUGCUUCGAUGCUGGGUACCACUUACGCAUUCGAUGCCAGCAGACAUCCGGCAGGGUUACCCGCAACAGCAGACUCUACGCUCGUUGGUGGUUUUGACACACUGGCACAGGCACAGGCACAGGAUGGCGGUGCAGUUGACCAAGCAUGGUGGCCUGAAGCCAUAAGUCCUUGGACCCUUGAGCCUGAGGAUGAGCUGCUGCCGUCCGAGUUGCUCGACUUGCAGCCAGAUCAGCACCCCAUCAAUGUCGACAGCACCAGCAGCACGAGCGACCCCAGCCCCACAGCAGACCAGCUCCCCCCUCUCGCAAACAAGCGAGCGAAGCGCAUGCUUUUCGAAGAUGACGACCCCAGCCAAUGAUUGUCGUCACUUCAUCCUCAUGCAUCCAAACACCGUGUCCGCACCAGGA
This is a messenger RNA of Salpingoeca rosetta, 1991 nucleotides long. RefSeq lists its product as uncharacterized. The transcript has 2 exons. The coding region runs from base 350 to 1942 and encodes 530 amino acids. Lineage: Eukaryota; Choanoflagellata; Craspedida; Salpingoecidae. The record is from RefSeq and is a predicted model, not a curated record.